AUGGAACCAGGCAAUGACACAGGAUUACCAAAUUUUCUUCUACUGGGAUUUUCAAACAGAGAAGAACUGCAGAUUGUCCUAUUUGGUCUAUUCCUUUCCAUGUACCUGAUCACUGUCCUUGGAAACCUGCUCAUCAUUCUGGCUGUCAGUUCAGAUUCCCACCUCAACACGCCCAUGUACUUCUUCCUGUCCAACCUGUCCUUUGUAGACAUCUGUUUCACCUCGACCACUAUCCCAAAGAUGCUGCUGAACAUCCAGACAAGAAUAAAAGGUAUCACUUAUGCAGGCUGCAUUACCCAGAUAUACUUUUACCUACUCUUUGCAGGACUGGACAAUUUUCUCUUGGCUGUGAUGGCCUAUGACCGCUAUGUGGCCAUCUGCCACCCCUUGCACUACAUGGUUAUUAUGAACCCUCAACUCUGUGGGCUGCUGGUUCUGAUGUGUUGGAUCACAGGUGUUCUGUGUUCCUUGUUACAGUGCUUAAUGGUGCUGAGGCUUUCCUUCUGCAAAGGCAGGAAAAUAUCUCACUUUUUCUGUGAACUCAACCAUGUGUUUCAACUUUCUUGCACCAACACCUUUAUUAAUAACUUAGUGUUGUAUAUUGGAGCUGUGCUGCUGGCUGGUGGUCCUGUCACCGGGAUUGUUUACUCUUACACCAAGAUUGUUUCCUCCAUCCAUAGAAUCUCAUCAGCUCAGGGGAAGUUGAAAGCAUUUUCCACCUGUGCAUCUCACCUCUCGGUGGUCUUCUUAUUUUAUUGCACAGCCCUAGGUGUGUACCUCAGCUCUGCAGGUACCCAGGACUCACACUCAAGUGCAACAGCCUCGGUGAUGUACACAGUGGUCACACCCAUGUUGAACCCCUUCAUCUACAGUCUCAGGAACAAAGACAUCAAGGAGGCUCUGAAAAGGAUGUUCAUGAAGGAUACUACAAACAGACCAUUCUCCUAG
Molecule: messenger RNA, 948 nt
Organism: Sorex fumeus (smoky shrew)
Lineage: Eukaryota; Metazoa; Chordata; Mammalia; Eulipotyphla; Soricidae
Product: olfactory receptor-like protein OLF4
Exons: 1
Coding region: 1-948 (315 amino acids)
Biological process (GO): G protein-coupled receptor signaling pathway
Cellular component (GO): membrane
Molecular function (GO): G protein-coupled receptor activity; olfactory receptor activity
Source: RefSeq, a predicted model, not a curated record